CCUGACCUGACUCUAGACUCACAUUGAUAAACAAGACGUUGACUUUGCAGGACAGCAUCGCAACCGCUAAGCCCCUCCUACUUCCGGCCGGAGGAUGACUGAUGGACACCUGUCAACGGGGGGCUACACGCGGCUAAACUGCAAGAAUGGCGGCUAUCACCUCCAGAUCCUCCCGGACGGGACAGUCACGGGACAGAGGAACGAGACGGACGUUCACGUAGUUCUAAGGCUGACAGCUGUGGCCCCGGGUGUUGUGGUCAUCCAAGGCCGCCAAACAGGCCGAUUUUUGGCCAUGAGCGACGAGGGCCGCUUGUACUCGACGCUUAACGCUAACGAUGAGUGUUGCUUCCUGGAGAGGGUGGAGGAGAACUUCUACAACACCUAUCAGUCUCAGAAGUAUGAGGAGAGGAAAUGGUACGUGGCCUUGAAGAAGAACGGCAAGCCUAAGCUGGGUUCCAGAACUCACAUUGGACAAAACGCCAUCUUUUUUCUCCCCCGCAAGUUGGGGGCGGACCCCGGCACGCAGUGACCAACCAGGCGUCACGCAGGCUUUCCAACAAAAAGAGGCCUUCUAUUUUCAUUUGUAUGCAAAAAUACUUCAAAACAUGUGUGAAAUGUGUAAUAUUUCCGACUAAGAUAUAUAUUAUGUAAUUAUAUUAUUUAUAAUAUUUCAACAGUCUACUCUAUAAGAGUCUUACUUGUGCUAACUGACGAUUUUGCUGCCAUCUAGCGGCUAUAAUGUGAAUUGCACGCCACUAACAGCACUUUAAAAACCUAUAAUGUACAUACAAUUACAUAUAUGUCUAAUACUACACCCUCAAGUCUAGCCUACUAAUCAGAUAGUCACUAAUUGAUUGAUAUUCGACAUUCACGUAUUAACAACCUAUAGCGGUGUUUUUCAACGACUGUUGCGACCAGAGGUGGGUAGAUUAGCCAGAAAUUGUACUCUAGUAAGAGUACUGUUACUUUAGAGAUGUAUUACUCAAGUAAAAGUAAGGAGUAGUCACCCAAAUAUUUACUUGAGUAAAAGUAAAAAGGAUGUUCAAGUACUGAGUAACUGAUGAGUAACCUGUUCGUUUAAUGAUGACUGCAAAAAAUAAUGCACAAAAACAUAAAAAUAGCAAUGAGCAAAUUCAGAGCCAGGAAUAUCUCUUAAGCAACUAAAACAAUAAUAUAUAUUAAUUAAUAAUACAUUAACAUAAAAAAAAUUAAGGCAAAUUUAGCCAAAAUAACUUAACAGCACCAUAGGCUCAGUAGGCAGAGAUUACAAAGGAAAAUAACAAGUUAGCCUUUACACAAACCAUAAACUGAUAGGUGUGGGCUGCACCUGGGAACACACUGUGCACUUCUGAUUGGUGUUUCUAUGCAUGCGUGUGUGUCUCUGUCUGUCUAUGAGGCUGCAGUGUGAUAAUAAAUGUCCCCACACGAUGUACAUUUGACAGUGAUUCAUAGCAGGGAAGCUAACAGCAGCCUACGGUGACAGCCAAAAUAUCUACUAACGUUACUUACCGCCAUGUGCUUCCUCAAAUUUGACGUUGAGUUCAUGUAAGCUUAAGCUUGUUAAUCAUGUGACCGCCUGGCUCUGUUUGAUUGGUGAAACGGAGUCAAACGUCACCAGUGACUGCAUUUGAUUGGUGAAACGCAAGCAUGCGAUAGAUCCUACUUUGAAGGUCUGUCUGACAAACCAAAACAAACAAAGCGUGCAUUAACAGAUGGAUAAAAAUCAGUAGCGAGUAGCGAGCUGAAUGUAGAUAAAUGGAGCGGAGUAAAAGUAGAGUUUCUUCUCUAUAAAUAUACUCAAGUAAAAGUAAACGUAUGUUGCAUUAAAACUACUCUUAGAAGUACAAUUUAUCCCAAAAGUUACUCAAGUAGAUGUAACGGAGUAAAUGUAGCGCGUUACUACCCACCUGUGGCCGCGACACUAGUGUACCGGGAGAUAUUGUCUGGUGUGCCUAUUUGGGUGAAAAAUAUUUUUUUGCAAACCAGUAAUUAAAAUCCGCAAAUGUGUCGUUGUUGAGUGUCGGUGCUGUCUAGAGCUCGGCAGAGUAACCGUGUAAUACUCUUCCAUAUCAGUAGGUGGCAGCAGGUAGCUAAUUGCUUUGUAGACGUCGGGAACAUGGUUUGUGGUGAUCACAAUAUGCGGGAGGCAUCCUGUGGGUAAAAAAAAGUAUCCAACAUUUAAACCAAAAAUAAACAAAAAAGCGAGUGCCGCUAAGAAAAGGCAUUGAAGCAACACAAAACUAAAACUGAACUGGCUGCAAAGUAAACAAAAAUAGAAUGCUGGACGACAGCAAAGACUUACAGCGUGCGGAGCAGCAGAAAAAAAACAUUGUAAUGUGUUAACUUGUGAAUCAAAGUGUACAUUUUGAAGAAUAAAGGUAAUUACUAAUUAAAGAAGUCACUAAUUUAUAGAUAUUAGACAUUGGCAAAAUAACAGUUUGCAUCUCCACUGAGCUAAUAGGCUAAGCAGUUAGCUACUAACACCUCGCGAAGUAAACAAAAUAUCUAAAACACCUCAUUGUCGAUUAUGUGUUCAUUAACCUGUUGAACAUACUUGCCAAC
This is a messenger RNA of Nerophis lumbriciformis (worm pipefish), 2562 nucleotides long. It is a transcript of the gene fgf1a, whose product is annotated as fibroblast growth factor 1a. Gene Ontology annotation, molecular function: growth factor activity. The record is from RefSeq and is a predicted model, not a curated record. Lineage: Eukaryota; Metazoa; Chordata; Actinopteri; Syngnathiformes; Syngnathidae.